AUAUGCUGUUGUAUGACAUUGAGGAAAACAUGAUGCCCCCAAGGAGCCUCCUGCUGGCAUUGAAGGAACUCAGCCUGCGCCCAGACAUAGACAGCUACCGGGAUGCCACGUGGGCCCGUAUCCUGAGCCUGCUGAGGAAUAAGCGCAGGGAGGAGGACAUGUUGUUGCUGUGUCAGGUGCUCCAUGGACUGGCCACGGGUGCCCAGGAUCUCCUGGACGACGCCUCUCUGCAGAAGGAAGUGACAAACAGAACGCCCAUGGAAGUGGCCACCAGGGCUGAAGAAACCCUCCAGGUUUUCUUCAAUCAUCAGCUCCUGGGAAGCAAAAGCAAGGUGGCAGAGGAAGCUCUGGAGACCAUUGGCCACCUCUUCUGUCUGCUGUCAGUUGAAAAUCUUGAGAGUCAUGUUUACUGGUUAACCAAAUGGUUCACGACUCUGACUUCCACAGCAGUGAGGCCACUCUACAUGUGCAAGUGUCUCUGCGGCGUCCUGAAAGCCCUGUACCGCAGCAAACACGGAGGUCGCAAGGUACAAUCCUGGGCAGAGGAGCUGGCAGGCAUCCUCCUGAAGCAGGUGAGUGCCGCGGCAGUAGAGCCAUCCUGGACUCCCCUUUCUCUCUGCUUUGGAGGGGACGGCUUCCCACGACCAGGGCGCCACUCCACACAGCACAGGUGUCUUUCACGUGGGGAUCUCAGCCUUACACACCUCAGGCUUCCCCGAAACAGUGACAUGCCUGGAUUCUUGACACACAGUGGGAUCUUUCCCACGAGGACAGGUGGACAGAUCUGUAUGAUUCCUGGGGUGAAGGGCCUUUGUUGGUCCCCCUGAACUCUGGGAAAAGGCCAGAAGCUCGAGCCUCUC
Microcebus murinus (gray mouse lemur) is the source of this 860-nucleotide messenger RNA. NCBI's taxonomy places the organism in Eukaryota, Metazoa, Chordata, Mammalia, Primates, Cheirogaleidae. The record is from RefSeq and is a predicted model, not a curated record.